This is a messenger RNA of Syngnathus acus (greater pipefish), 1935 nucleotides long. RefSeq names its product alpha-1,6-mannosyl-glycoprotein 2-beta-N-acetylglucosaminyltransferase (gene mgat2). Gene Ontology annotation, molecular function: alpha-1,6-mannosylglycoprotein 2-beta-N-acetylglucosaminyltransferase activity. The transcript is spliced from 2 exons. Lineage: Eukaryota; Metazoa; Chordata; Actinopteri; Syngnathiformes; Syngnathidae. Gene Ontology annotation, cellular component: Golgi stack; Golgi membrane. Gene Ontology annotation, biological process: oligosaccharide biosynthetic process; protein N-linked glycosylation. The record is from RefSeq and is a predicted model, not a curated record. The coding region runs from base 419 to 1789 and encodes 456 amino acids.
GGCCGGAGGACGGUACAGUACAGACAGAACAGCGCUCCCUGUUGAGCGAAUGGGCGCAUUGAAAUGAUCCCGUUUACCCAUCAUUAGCAGUUAGCGGGCUGUUUUUUCCAUGCAACUCCUCCUUGCGUGAGAUGGAGCGAAAAUGGGGCACGGCCAAACUGACGUUUUAAUCAUGAAGUAAACGCUAGGCGGCUUUGACUUCAGGUAACCUGCACGCCGAACCCGGACAUGGCAAUUCAUGCUCACUGCAACCUUGGUGCUUCCCAGCAACUGUUUGUUAUACACCCCUCGCCAGUGGGAGUGAAGCAGGAUCCAUGUUUCCAGCAAUUAGCUCCUCUUCACCUCUUCCACCAUCACAAUCGUCUGACAACGAUCUUUUUUCUUUUCCCUCCUCCCUCCAAGAGCCCGAUCCCCUACAAUGAGAUUCCGGAUCUACAAGAGAAAGGUGGUGAUACUGACUGUGGUGGUUGUCAUUUGCGGACUGGCGUUGUGGACCAGCGGACGGCAGAAGAAGAUUGAGCCGUUCCCGAAGGCAAAGAGUAGCGGCGGCAUUAGCACCAGAAACAGCCUUGACGGCCAUAGCCCUUUGCUAGUAAUUCCCGCCGUGAGCCGGGCUCCUGUUGCGCCUCUGAACCAGACGCACCUGGAAAAAACAAAAGAAAAAGAAAUCAAGGGCAAGGUCGCUGUGGAUAACACCACUCUAGUCUACCGCGCCAUCGUUUUCCAACUCAACUUUGACCAGACGAUAAGAAACGAGGAGAAGUUUAAGGCGGCGCGGCAGAAGGACGACCUGGUCGUAGUGAUCCAGGUCCACAACCGACCGGAAUACUUGAAGCUGCUGGUGGACAGCUUGCGCAAGGCCCGCGGCGUGGAAAGCAUACUGCUGAUAUUCAGCCACGACUACUGGUCCCCCGAGAUUAACAAUGUGGUCAACUCGGUGGAUUUCUGCCAGGUCCUGCAGAUUUUCUUCCCGUUCAGCAUGCAGCUGUACCCGCAGGAGUUUCCCAGCAACGACCCGAGGGACUGUCCAAGGGACAUUCCCAAAAAGGAGGCCUUAAAGUUGGGGUGCCUCAAUGCGGAGUACCCAGACUCGUUCGGGCACUACCGCGAGGCCAAGUUCUCCCAAACCAAGCACCACUGGUGGUGGAAGUUACACUUUACGUGGGACAGAGUGCACGUCCUCCGGGACCACAGAGGUCUAGUGCUGCUGAUCGAGGAGGACCACUUCCUGUCUCCGGACUUUAUCCACCUACUGAAGAUGAUGUCGGCGCUGAAAGAGGAGCAGUGUGGCGACUGCGACAUCCUGUCGCUGGGGAGCUACAGCCACAUCGGCUACUCCAGCAAAGCCAACAAGGUGGAGGUGAAAGCCUGGAAGUCCACAGAGCACAACAUGGGCAUGGUCAUGAGUCGGGACACUUACCGGAAUCUGCUCGGCUGCACAGACGCGUUCUGCACCUACGACGACUACAACUGGGACUGGUCCCUGCAGCACCUCACCUCCUCUUGCUUGCCGUCCUACUGGAAGGUGAUGGUGAGCGAGGCGCCGCGCAUCUUUCACGCCGGUGACUGCGGCAUGCACCACAAGAAGGCCGCCUGCAUGCCGGCGAGCCAGAAGACCAAGUUCGAGAACAUCUUGCAGAGCAGCGGCAGCCAGCUGUUCCCCGAGAAGCUCUUGAUCACCAAGAGACUACCGAACGGAGCCGGAAGGGCGGCCCCGCGUGUCAAGAACGGGGGCUGGGGGGACAUCAGGGAUCACGAACUCUGCAAGAGCUACGUGCGAUUACAGUGACAUUUAUUGCUACUAUAUUCCGUUUUCUUGUGUCUCUUUUGCAUCCUAUCAAGAAGAAAGUCUUUUCAAAUUAAAAUCUUUAUGGACUAUUCUUCAUAUUGCCUGUUUCACUGGACUGUUAAAGAAAAUAAAGAUGAAUGUUGGGA